AUGGCCACUGAGCUUUGCCCCGUCUACGCGGAAGUGAAACUAACAUCGUCAUCACAGCCCUUCUUCGGCGCGCUGGGCUGCACCUCUGCUAUUGUCUUCACCUGUUUCGGUGCCGCAUAUGGAACUGCUAAGGCCGGUGUCGGAGUCUGCUCCAUGGCUGUCCUCCGUCCCGACCUGAUCGUCAAGAACAUUGUCCCCAUUGUCAUGGCGGGUAUCAUUGGUAUCUACGGUCUUGUCGUGUCGGUUCUGGUCGCCAACGACCUGACCCAGGCUCUCCCCCUCUACACUGGUUUCAUCCAGCUCGGUGCUGGUCUCUCUGUCGGUCUGGCUGGUCUCGCUGCGGGUUUCGCUAUUGGUAUUGUCGGUGAUGCAGGUGUUCGUGGAACGGCCCAACAGCCCAGACUCUACGUCGGAAUGAUUCUGAUUCUCAUUUUCGCUGAAGUCUUGGGUCUUUACGGGUUGAUUGUUGCUCUUCUUAUGAACUCUCGCUCCAAAGCAGUCUGCUAG
Penicillium brevicompactum is the source of this 507-nucleotide messenger RNA. Its product is annotated as H(+)-transporting V0 sector ATPase subunit c. Bases 1 to 507 code for a protein of 168 amino acids. NCBI's taxonomy places the organism in Eukaryota, Fungi, Ascomycota, Eurotiomycetes, Eurotiales, Aspergillaceae. The record is from RefSeq and is a predicted model, not a curated record. Gene Ontology annotation, molecular function: proton-transporting ATPase activity, rotational mechanism. Gene Ontology annotation, cellular component: proton-transporting V-type ATPase, V0 domain. The transcript has 6 exons. Gene Ontology annotation, biological process: proton transmembrane transport.